Messenger RNA from Aspergillus ochraceoroseus IBT 24754, 2265 nucleotides. RefSeq names its product ribosome-associated complex protein SSZ1. Bases 133 to 1827 code for a protein of 564 amino acids. Gene Ontology annotation, biological process: protein folding. The transcript has 5 exons. Lineage: Eukaryota; Fungi; Ascomycota; Eurotiomycetes; Eurotiales; Aspergillaceae. The record is from RefSeq and is a predicted model, not a curated record. Gene Ontology annotation, cellular component: cytosol; nucleus. Gene Ontology annotation, molecular function: ATP-dependent protein folding chaperone; ATP binding.
UGGUCCCGAACAAACUGAAAGUGGGUGUUCGUCUUCUUCUCACCUCACUCCAUCUUCUUCCAAUUCCCUCCUCAUCCUCCCCUUUCUUUCAUAUUCCUUUUCACCCCUUCUUUACUCCCCCCCUAAUUCGAGAUGAGUACCGAAACCAAUGGUGCUGGCGAGAGAUUCGCCAUUGGUAUCUCUUUCGGCAAUUCCUCCAGUUCAAUUGCCCGUAUCAACCCUGAAGGCAAGGCUGAAGUUAUUGCCAAUGAAGAAGGAGAUCGUCAAAUUCCUACCGUUCUCUCGUACAUUGACGGAGAAGAAUACCAUGGUUCUCAGGCCAAGGCACAGCUUAUCCGCAACUCCCAGAACACCGUUGCCUACUUCAGAGAUUUCGUUGGCAAGAACUUCAAAUCGAUAGAUCCCACUCCUUGCCACAACUCUGCUCACCCCGUCCAGACCGACUCCACUGUCGCUUUCUCGAUUCGUGAUACUGCAAGCGAGACCCCUAACACCGUCUCCGUCUCCGAGAUUACCACUCGUCACCUCCGUCGCCUGAAGCAGUCUGCCACCGACUACCUUGGCAAGGAGGUCAAUUCUGCGGUUAUCACCGUUCCUACUGACUUUACUGAUGCUCAGCGUGAGGCUUUGACCACUGCUGCCAAGGACGCUGGUAUUGAGGUUCUGCAGCUCAUUCACGAACCUGUUGCAGCUGCCCUCGCCUACGACGCCAGACCAGAGGCUGUUCUGACCGAUAAGCUCGUUGUCGUUGCUGAUUUGGGCGGAACUCGCUCUGAUGCUGCCGUCAUUGCUUGCCGUGGUGGAAUGUACACCAUCCUUGCUACUGCUCAUGACUACGAACUAGGAGGAGCCAACCUCGACAAGAUCAUUAUUGACCACUUCGCCAAGGAGUUCAUGAAGAAGCACAAGACUGACCCCCGUGAGAAUGCUCGUGGACUUGCCAAGCUCAAGCUUGAGGGCGAAGCUACAAGAAGGGCUCUGAGCUUGGGUACCAAUGCUACCCUGAGCAUUGAGAGUCUUGCUGACGGAAUCGACUAUGGCUCCACCAUCAACCGUACCCGCUUCGAGCUGCUUUCUAACAAGGUGUUUGCUCAGUUCACUGGCCUCAUUGAGCAAGUCGUUAAGAAGGCUGGUUUGGACGUCUUGGAUAUCGACGAGGUUAUCUUCUCCGGUGGUACUUCCCACACCCCCAAGAUUGCUCAGUUAGCCCGCAACAUUUUCCCCGAGACAACCAAGAUUCUUGCCCCCUCCACCGAGACUACCGCCAUCAACCCAUCCGAGCUGGCCGCUAGGGGUGCUGCCAUCCAGGCCUCUCUGAUCCAGGAAUUUGAUACCGAGGACAUUGAGCAAUCCAUCCACCCCAUGGUCACUGCCACCCCCCAUCUUAGCCACGCGAUCGGUGUUGAGUUCUCUUCCGGUGAUGCUACCGAGUUCCAGCCUCUUCUUAACACUGAAACUGCCCUCCCUGCUCGUCGCGUUGCUCUGUACAGCGUCCCCAAGGCCGGUGGCGAUGUUCUCAUCCGCGUUUGCGAGGGUGUCCGUGAAAUCAAGAUCACCAAGCCCGAGCCUAAGCCCAAGGAGGCGAAGCCCGCCAACGAUGCCGAAGAUGAGGACUCCGAUUUCGACUCCGAUGAGGACGAGGAGGAGGAGACCCGCGAGAUUGUGUGGAAGACCCAGAAGCCCAUUGCUGAGCUCGCUGUUAAGGGUGUCAAGGCCGGUGGCAAGGUUGAGCUCAUGGUUCACAUCAACUCUGACCUGGGUCUGCAAAUUACUGCCCGUGAGGUUGGUGGCCAAAGCGCUGUCCGCGGUGCCGUUGAGUCUCCAUGAACACAAUCAAUUUGAUCCUCUUUUCUUAAUAUUCUCCUGGAUCUCAUCAUCUUUCAAUACUACUGGCAUUUCGCAUAUCCUUGCGUUGAGUGGACUUUCUUAAGAUAUCAGAACUCGACUGGGGGAACCGCGAGUUUUGUCUAUAUUUUUUAAGGGGGACGAUUUCCUUUCCGUUAUCCUUUUGCAAUGACUGUUUGACGACGAAUGUAUCAAUGAAGACUCUACAAAAAGUAUAUAAGAGUAUAUUGGGCAAUAUAGAAGACUCAAUAGAUUGGAGUAUUUUUUUUUCAACCCUUCUCUAGUUCAUGAUAGGCCAUUUUUUGGACUUUUUUGGGGGGGGGGUUCUCACGCUCUACUAUAUAAAAGCAUUAUCAUUAAAAUAAGGCCAGUGAUUGUUACUACCUUAUUAUAUUACAAUUAUUCUUAUACCAAACAUUA